GGGCGACAGACUGACGAGCUGGCGCUGCGCUGUGUGCGAGCGAGGCGACCGCGACCGCUGCGAGCCCAGUUGGGCGCACGGGAGCACGCGGUGAGGGGACAGGACAGGUUGGGAAGCCCUGGCGCUGAGACGCGGAGGCGAGUGAUUAGUGGGGUCGCGGCGACGGGAUCGACGGCGGAUGGGUCACAGCUGGCUCCAGUGAAGCGGAAACUGGAAACGCAGACGGAUCUUUCAAAGACCUUCCACCAUGUUGGAGUGGUUAGCGGCCUGCCUCGUGGUUGUUAUGCUGGUGAUGAUUGUUCGGGAAAUCUUCCGAAAGCCGGCAAACUUCCCACCAGGUCCUCCGGUAGUUCCACUCCUUGGAAGUUCGGUGGCGAUCAAGCUUGGGUCGACUCUCCCGCAUCUAGUGUUCGAAAGCCUCGGCAAGAUAUACGGAAAAAUCAUUGGCUUCUACCUGUUUGGUCAGCCCGUGAUCAUUCUGCGGGACUACGAUCUGAUACACGAAGCGUUCAGCAAGACAGAGUUUUCCGGUCGUGAGCAGACGUUUGUCAUACAAAACCGGUCCUUCUUCAUGGGAAACGGCAUCAUAUUCGGCCAGGGCGGCGGCUGGUCGCUGCACCGUCGGUUCGCGCUGCAGCAGCUGCACGACCUGGGUGUCGGCCGGCCGCGCUCCGAGCUGCUCGUCCAACUGGAGGUGGACGCGCUGGUGCGCCGGCUGACCGCCUCCGGGGGCGACCUGGAGGUCAACACCACCUUCUGCAUGAGCGGCUGCAACGCGCUGCUUCAGCUGGUCGCCGGGAAACGGUACGAGCUGGACGACCCCGUGUUCGCCCAGCUGGUGAACGACACGGACCGAGUGAUGCGCCUGGCCAGUCCGGGUAACAUCCUCUCGCUGCUGCCGUGGGUGCGGCACCUGGCGCCGAGCGCCACCGGCUUCAGGGCCCUCUGCGCCCUGCGCGACACCACCUGCAGUCUGUUCGGGGAGAUUGUCGAGGAGCACCGGAGGACGCUGAACGCCGGGAAGCCGAGAGACUAUGUGGACGCGUUCCUGAUUGAAAUGGAGAAGGAAGGCGCGAAGGAGAAAGACUUCACGAAGCAGCACCUGGAGAUCCUGCUGAUGGACUUCUUCCAGGCGGGGAUCGAGACCAUCAACUCGACGCUGUGCUGGGCGGUGCUGCUGCUGGCGCGCCACCCGGAGGUGCAGGCGCGGCUGCACGCCGAGCUGGACGAGCUGCUGGGUGCCAACUCACUGCGCUGGUCCGAUAGACAGAGCCUGCCGUACCUGCAGGCCACCAUCAACGAGGUGCACCGGUUCGGCACGGUGACGAACGUAUCCGUGCCCCAUUUCACCUCCUUCCAGCCCGUCGUCUUCAACGAUUACGUGAUUCCACGCAACAGUCUGAUCCUGCCGGACAUUUACCACGUGCACCACGACCCGAGCUACUGGAGUGAGCCGGAGCGGUUCCGACCUGACCGCUUCAUCGACCAGAACGGCCAGCUGGUGCACGAGCCGCGACUGCUCAUGUUCGGCACCGGUCGCCGCUCCUGCCUGGGCGAGUCGCUGGCCCGGAUGGAGGUGUUCCUGUUCGUGGGCGGCCUUCUGCAGGCGUUCCACCUGGAGCUGCCCCCGGACGCGCCGCCGGCCGACCUCAGUCCACAGGCAGGCGUCACGUACAAACCGCGUCCCUUCCGACUGCGGUUCCGACCGCGCCGGCCGGCAGCUCCCGAGCUGAACGUGGCCGCGCUGGCGCUGCGCAGCGAGCAGAACAGCUACUGCAUCAAACGCAGCAGCUUCAGCUCCAAGGUGCACUUCAAGGAGGAGCGAGAGAUCUGAGCCGGCGGCGGCUGGAGUUGCUGCAACAAAUGCUGGUCAUGGAGUUGUAUGCCAAGUUACCCGUUGUGGCUGAAGUCUGGUACACGCCGUGUAUGCGCCUCGUAAGCAGUCGAUACGAAGACGAUCAUUCCGAGAUAAGGACAACUUGUGGGAUCUUGUGUUCUGUGUCGCUCUCUACAAUUAUAGACAUUAGGUCUCGUAGAGGGUGCUAGUGCUACAAGCCUUCGAUAUUUGAAGCUUGACCCGUAUUUGAUCGUACGGACGCACAAGUGUUGAAUUUGUGCAGGAUCUGUGUGUGAGGUUGUCUGCCCACCCUAGGGACCUGAGCCGUCUUGGGAAGGGACGCCAAAGUGCAGUGCAGUGUCGGCCAAGGGCCGUUCGCUUAGUUAUUUCACAUGCGCUGGUCGCAUUGCUAUCCGUUUUUACUUGAACCUUGUAUCGCACUGAUUCCCUUUGAUGAGCUCUUUGUUACGAGUUCAAGACCAAACAUUUAUCAACCAUGCGCUCGAGUAGACUGCAAUCACCAGUGCCGCGCACAAGGUUAUUAUUCAGACUAGCUGAGUCUGCAAAGACAUAGUCCAAGCGGGUCCUUGACUCCAGCAGCCAUUCAGCAGCGCCGCCCCUAUAAUUGCUGAACCCCUGCCGUGUAGUGUCAUACUCGCCCGCCAGGCGGCACCACCACCGAUACCGCGUGACGAUCACGGAACAAAGCCUGUUUGUGACGACUGGCCUGUCUGCGGGACGAGCAGUCGUCGCGCACAAAGGCGCUGUCGGCUCUGACUCGGUGGCCGUGUGACACAGACGGUAGUCUGUUCCAGCGGUGUAACUUUCUAUAUGUAUGGGGGUGCAGGUGCACCCCCAUCCCCUGAAAGUGCACCCCCAUCACGUUAAAGUGCACCCCCAUAGGCUAAGCGGCGCCCCACACGCCGCCCGACACCGAUAAGCUCUUGAUCAAAUGGCGAAUGUGAUUUCCCGGCUACAUUCCGUCUCGUGACCGGCGUCGUGCUGCUUGUGGGCUUGGGAAGCGUCCAGUCGUAUCGUUCCCCCAAAAAAAUGGAUGAAAGGGGCACCCCGGCAAAAACGGGACUUUCUCAGCAAAAGUGGAGCGCCCGAGGCAGAAGUGGGGCACCUCCAGGCUCCAACGUAGGUUGGGAUCGUCAAGCAUAAGACUGGCGCCCCAGCGGAGGAGAGGCGCCCCCAGUAGGAAUGAGGCACCUCAAGCAUAACUUGCGGUUCGCCCAGUAGAAGAGCGCCCUCAGUAGAAUACGGGCGACCCCAGCAGAAACGGGCGCCUCACCAGAAGAAGGGCACCCCAGCGCUAGAAGAGCACCCCAGCAGAAAGGGGCGCCCCACCAGAAGAGAGCUGUCUCCAACAGAAAAGGAGCGCCCUCAGCACAAGAAGGGCUCCCCAACAGAAAGGGGGCGCCCCAGCAGGAGAGGGAUGCUUCCAGAAGAAGAGAGGCACUCCAAUAUCAAUGGGGCACCUCAAGCAAAAGUUGGGCUCGUCCAGCAGUAGUGGGGCGCCCCUAGCAGAAGAGGAGUGUCCCCAGCAUAGGACCGCCCCAGCAGAAAGGGGCGCCACACCAGAAAGGGGCGCCCUACCAGGAGAGGGAUGCCUACAGAAGAGAGGCACCCCAAUACAAAAGGGGCACCUGGAGCAAAAGUUGGGUUCGUCCAGCAGCAGUGGGGCCGGGGCGCCCUCAGCAGAGGUGGGGCGCCCCUAGCGGCCCCGGCGGAAGUGGGGCGUCCCAGCAGAACAGGGGCUCCCCAGCAAAAGAGCAAUGCCCCCAACAGACCUACCCGAGCACCUUCAGCAGAAGUUGGGCGCCCGGCAGAAGAGGGACGCCUCUAGCAAAAAUAGAGCAUAUCAGGGAAGGGAAAUGUCAGACUCCAGCAGAAAAGUGAGACCCCAGCAGAGGAGGAGCGCCCAUCAGCAGUAAGUCCCGCCGAGCAGAAGAGGGGUGACCUCAGCAGGAGAGAGGCGACCCCAGCAGUAGAAAGGCGCCCAAUAAAAAAGGUGAUUCCAGCAAAAGUGGGUGUCGCCAGUCGCCGAGCAUAAAAAGGGCACACCCCGAUUCUAUAAAAGGUUGGAAUAAAAAAGUAAAAUGCAAUUUCGUUAUAAAUUCAAUUAAUUGAUUGAAAUUCGUGCGAAUGAAUCUAAUGUCAAUUCGUAAUACCCAACUUUAUGCCAUUGGACUGUGGCAUUGGGUGUUUAGUGUUCAUAGGUACAAUUAAAAUUGUACAUGCAAAAAAAAUAUUCAUUUUAUUUCAAAAGUUAUUGUAAGUUGUACCUACAAGCAGAAACAUCGACUUCCGUUUAUCGGUGCGCCAGUUAGGGGGCCUUGGUUUAAUAUAAAUGAAUUUCAAUCCCAUUUGCAACAUCAGGCUGUGUUCAAACUAAAUCGGAGGAACGUAAAAUGGUGAUCACUCUCAACUCUCAAGUCUGAAUUUCGAAAUAUACCUACAAAGCAUUUUACCGAAAUUGAGAGACAAGGACGCACACAAGAGGAGGGGGGGGGGGUACACGGGCCCGUGCCCCCCCCCAUUCGAAAGGGGGCCCAUCUCAAAUGGUUCUCAAAUGGGCCCCUACUCAAGACCGCCGAAGACUGUCUAAAAUGAGCUAAAUGGCGAUUAAAAAGACCAGGAAAGCCCAUCUCGGGCCCCGGCCAUACAAGGUCCAGAUGAGGCCAUACAAGGUCCAGCGCAGUCAAGGGGAUGGUGAUAGAUGUGAAAUUUCAACAACCUUCAAAAGGUCCCAAAGCGCCUCCAACUGGCGUCAAAGGGCCCUCAGAAUGCCUUAAAGGGCCCUCAGAAGGGCUAGAAGGCCCUCAGUUGGCCGUAAAGGGUCCUCAGGUGGCGUCAAAGGCCCCUCAGAUGGCGCCAAAGGGCCCUCAAAAGGCCUGAAAGAACCCUCAGCCGACAUCAAACGGCCCUCAGAAGGUCUUAAAAGGCGCCAAUGGGCCCAGUGCCGGCGUCAAACGCCCCCAAAAGUGUCAAAGGGCCCUUAGCUGGCGUCAGAGGGCCCCCAGCUGGUGUCAAAGGGCCCCUAGCUGGUGUCAGAGGGCCCUCAACUGGCGUCAGAGGGCCCUAAGCUAGCGUCAAAUGGCCCUCCGAAUACCUCAAAGGGCCCUCAGCUGGGUCAAAGGGUCCUCAGAAGGCCUUGAAGGGCGUCAAAGGACCAUGAGAUGGCGCCAAACAGCCCUCCGAAGGCCUCAAAGGGCCCUUAACUGGCGUCAGAGGGCCCCCAGCUGGUGUCAGAGGGCUCUCAGAUGACGUCGAAGGGUCCUCAGCUGGUGUCAAACGGCCCUCAGAGGGCCUCAAAGGGCCCUCGGCUGGCGUCAAAGGGUUCUUAAAGGCCUCAAAGGGCCCUCAGGUGGCGUCGAAGGACCCUCAGCAGGCCUCAAAGGGCCCUCAACUGACGUCAAACGGCCCUCCGAAGGUCUCAAAGGGCCCAUAGUUGGUGUCAGAGGGCCCCCAGCAGGUGUCAGAGGGCCCUCAGCUGACAUCAAAGGGCCCUCAUCUGACGUCAAACGGCCCUCAGAAGGCCUCAAAAGGCCCUCGGAUCUUCGGGCCCUUUGAGGGCUUCUUCGUUGUGACAGUGCUGCUUUGUCGGUGAGGUGCGCGGUCGCCGUGGGUCCCUCGCUCGCCGCCGGGACAGCGAAAGGUGGGUGAUCGGGGCCGUCGUCGGCCGUACAUACGUGCCCUGGUACGGGCUUCCUGAAUAUCUGUUACGACUGGUACCUACUAGGAAAGUGGGCAUGCGCCUGAAAAUUGUGUCCUUGUAGUUUGUGGUAUAAAAGUGAGAAAAGUUAAACCUCUGGUCUGUGAUCUCGCUACGAAUCAUUGUAAUUAUUUUUCAUGUCUACUCGUAUGUGGCUAAAUAAAUAUGCGUAUUGACAAAGGGGGUGCUUCCCCGCUCAUACACAUCCGGGCUUACCCGUGACUAGCCUCCGCUUCUAGCUAGCCAGUAGCCGGGGUCGGUCGGCCGGCUGGCAGUCAGGCGCUACCCGGGCUGAUUUUUGAGGGCCUUGCAUCCACGCUUAUUAAUCGAAUAUUUUACGUGAUUGUUAAGAUGGUGAUUACUAAUCACUGAAUCGUAGUUGAAUGAAACAUGCUGCGUAAACAAAAAUAGAACAUUCAAUGCUUUGAAAAUUGAACGGGUACUGAAGCAAUUGUUUUAUCAUGUAUCGACAAAAGCCAACUUUCAAGUCAACCGAAAUAUAAUCGCGUUGGGGAACUUUUUCGGC
Molecule: messenger RNA, 6081 nt
Organism: Amphibalanus amphitrite
Lineage: Eukaryota; Metazoa; Arthropoda; Thecostraca; Balanomorpha; Balanidae
Product: farnesoate epoxidase-like
Exons: 10
Coding region: 248-1834 (528 amino acids)
Molecular function (GO): heme binding; oxidoreductase activity, acting on paired donors, with incorporation or reduction of molecular oxygen; monooxygenase activity
Source: RefSeq, a predicted model, not a curated record